Messenger RNA from Xiphophorus hellerii (green swordtail), 607 nucleotides. Its product is annotated as transcription factor HES-5-like. The coding region runs from base 22 to 294 and encodes 90 amino acids. The transcript is spliced from 2 exons. NCBI's taxonomy places the organism in Eukaryota, Metazoa, Chordata, Actinopteri, Cyprinodontiformes, Poeciliidae. Gene Ontology annotation, molecular function: protein dimerization activity. The record is from RefSeq and is a predicted model, not a curated record.
ACACAGCACAGAGAUCCAACUAUGGCAACUACAACCACUGCCACCAUGACCAACUCUAAGGAGGAGCAUCUGACUCUGAACCACAAUCUCAGAAAGCCUCUGGUGGAAAAAUUACGAAGAGAGCGAAUCAACAGCAGCAUCGAGCAGCUCAACUCUCUCCUGGGUCCAGAGUUCCUCAAACAGCAACCAGAGUCAAAGCUGGAGAAAGCAGACAUCCUGGAGAUGACAGUUUGCUUCCUGACCAAGUUGCUGCAGCAGAACCAGCAACAGAAAAAACAGCUGAACCUGACUUAAAAACCCCAAGGCUAGUUUUGAUGCCAAUGAGGCUGAAGUUUCUCUGAGCUCCUCAGUUCACAGUAAAGAUGAAGAUCCAGAUCCUAAAGUUCUAUGGAGGCCUUGGUAGACGUCUACUGACUCUCCACUAGGCUGACUAAAGCUAAUAGAAGAUCACAUUGGUCAAAUAUUACUGGAUUAGCUUAUUUUAAUGAUGUACGGUAUAUUUAUUGAGCAAUAAUUUAUUGUGUUUUUGUAUGACGUAAAGCUCUUUGAACUGCUGAAAUGUGCUAUACAAAUAAACUUGACUGAUUGAUUCAAUUAGGUUAUUUUA